ACAUCUCAAGCUCUCAAGGUGUAUGUCCCAACGCCACCAAGCUUGCUUGUCGUUAAUAUUGCUAUCUCGACAUAUAUAGGUAGUUGCCCUGGAAAGGCCUCAGGCAGCCCCUCGACUGACCCUGACUGGGUGACUUUCAAGCCCGGAGCUUUGAUAGUUCAAUAGUCUAAUGGUCAUGUACGUACCACCACCGCUGAACUCUCCUCUUGCUCAACCCGAGUCGCGGCAACUGGCAUAAGGAGAAGAACGAGGACUUGUCGUGCGCCACCCCCAUUCUCGGAUUCAGUGUCUCAACAGCAUCCUCGAUCUCCCAUUCCCGACUGCGUGUGAAAGAUGGGUUUUCUCGGCCUGCGGCCACCGACAUCAUUCCUGCAGCUCGCUGUGGGCGACGGCUCUGCUAUGUCCUUGGACCAGAUGGCAGACUCGUCGACCCCGCCGUUUGUCGUCCUCGCGAACCAGUCUCACGAGUCGCAUCCUUCGUUCGACCGCUUAGUCCUCCUCGUCUUCGAGGCUGUCAUGGAGGUUGUCUGCGUCUGCCUGCCGGGAUAUGUUAUCGCGAGGUUGGGCCAUUUCGACGCUGACAAGCAGAAGUUCUUGGCCAACUUGAACGUCAUGCUGUUCACGCCUUGUCUGAUCUUCACGAAACUCGCAUCCCAACUCAACGCCUCUAGGCUGGCAGAGCUCGGCGUUAUUCCAGUCAUCUUCCUGAUCCAAACUCUGGUGUCCUACCUAGUCUCCACCCUGGUUGCCCGGUGUUUCCGCUUCAACAAGCGGGCGUCAAACUUCGUCACCGCCAUGGGAGUGUUUGGAAACUCGAACUCGCUACCCAUCUCACUAGUCAUCUCCCUGUCGCAGACCCUGAAGGGCCUGCAUUGGGACAAGAUCCCGGGCGACAACGACGACGAGGUUGCGGCGCGAGGCAUCCUGUACCUGUUGGUCUUUCAACAACUCGGCCAGCUUGUCCGAUGGAGUUGGGGAUAUCAUGUCCUCCUGGCCCCGAAACAUAAGUAUAGCGAGUACCAGAAUGAGCUCAUCGAGGAGGGACGCCCGCUUAUCGAGGAGGGGGAGGAGGACCACGACAGCAACCGAGGCGCCGAUGGGUUGAGUCAAUCUGUCGAUAACCAGGAUAUGACGAGCAACAACGUAGUUCGGCAUCACCAUAGAAGGGGUACGAACUCGGAUGACUCGGCGAUAUACGACCCUGCGGGCCGGACACCUGUCCCCAGCACAUCAGGAGAAACUCCCAACGAUUCGGAAGACGAGGAGGAGGAAGGACCGAAGAAGCUGAACGGCAAGCCGCAUAUUGUCGGAUGUGUCAGCCUCAAGGCCUCCCAUACUGAGGAACUCCAUGGCGCCCUCGACGAGAUAGAGUCCUUCCCGCCCAUUCGCAGCAACGACGAGGCAGAAGUGCCGGAGGGGAUGAAGGCCCUUACUGUCCGGAUCCGGCACUUCGCACAGAGAAGUUCGAGCAGCGUCUCCCACUACUUCGCCACCCAAGGACGCCGUAUCUUCGCCGCUCUCCCCAGACCUCUGCAGGGCACCCUCACCGCCGUGUCGCGGGUGUCACAGCGCAUCUAUGCCUUCCUCUGGGAUUUCAUGAACCCACCUCUGUGGGCCAUGCUCAUCGCUCUGGUCGUGGCCUCCGUCCCCAACCUACAGAAACUCUUCUUCCAGGAGGGAUCGUUUGUCAACAACAGUGUCACCACGGCCAUCACGCAGUCGGCCGGGGUGGCCGUCCCCCUGAUCCUGGUUGUCCUCGGCGCAAACCUUGCCCGGAAUACCCAGGCGCACGGGGCCCUGGAUCCCGAAGAAAAGGAGAUCGGCACCCGGCUCCUGGUCGCCUCGUUGAUCAGCCGCAUGCUCCUGCCGACCCUAAUCAUGGCGCCAAUCCUCGCCCUCUUUGCGAAAUUCGUCCCCGUCAGCAUCCUAGACGACCCAAUAUUCAUCAUCGUCUGCUUCCUACUCACGGGUGCCCCGAGCGCGCUACAACUGGCGCAGAUCUGCCAGAUCAACGGCGUGUACGAGAACCGGAUGAGCCAGAUCCUCUUCCAGAGCUACGUCGUGUGGUGAGUUAUUGCCCCUUUUCGUGGUUCCAUCCUGGCUGUGCAGACGUUAAUUAAUAAUAAAAUAGGAUCCUCCCAUCGACGCUCAUU
Phialemonium atrogriseum is the source of this 2153-nucleotide messenger RNA. RefSeq names its product auxin efflux carrier. The record is from RefSeq and is a predicted model, not a curated record. The transcript is spliced from 3 exons. Lineage: Eukaryota; Fungi; Ascomycota; Sordariomycetes; Cephalothecales; Cephalothecaceae. The coding region runs from base 334 to 2070 and encodes 578 amino acids. Gene Ontology annotation, cellular component: membrane; endoplasmic reticulum. Gene Ontology annotation, biological process: transmembrane transport.